Molecule: messenger RNA, 843 nt
Organism: Brugia pahangi
Lineage: Eukaryota; Metazoa; Nematoda; Chromadorea; Rhabditida; Onchocercidae
Source: the annotation of a GenBank genome assembly
AUGGCUUAUUCUGCAUUAGCAAAUGUGAAUGCAGUGAUUGGAUUGUAUACAUCAUUAUUUCCUACUUUAGUUUAUGUUAUAUUUGGAACAUCAAAACAUAUCAAUCUUGGUAUGUUUGCAGUUGCAGCAUUAAUGACAGGAAAUGCAUUGGAACGUAGAAUGGAAGAUAUAUUUGAUAAAAAUAAAACUGAUUUAUAUAAUUUACAAAUGAUUGAUAAUAAUAUUUUAACUGUUAAAUUGAUGGCUACUUUAACAUUUACUGUUGGUUUCGUUAUGGCAAUUUUUGCCAUACUACAAUUGCAUUUUCUUACUGUUUAUUUGGCUGAUCCAGUAGUUGGUGGUUUUACAAUUGGUGCAGCAUGUCAUGUAUUUGCAUCACAAAUGCCAAAAUUAAUUGGUAUUCAAAUACCAUCAAGAUAUGGUCCAUUUGGUCUUUUCAAAUUACCAUAUUUUUUAUUCGAUUUUGUGACAUUACUAAAGGAAGCAAAUUUAUGUGUGGUAAUCAUAUCAGUAAUUUCAAUUGCUAUAUUGAUGCUUGGAAAGUAUAUUUUAAAUCCAUUAAUACAGCAACGGAUUCGAAUACCAAUGCCAUUUGAACUUUUUGUGAUGAUACUCGGCACAUUGAUGACUUAUAUGUUGGAAUUAAAUGUAAAACAAAAAGUUGCUAUUGUUGGAUUUAUACCAUCAAAGUUACCAAUGCCAACACUACCAGAAUUCAAAUAUUUUAGUGCAUUUAUUUUGGAUGCAUUAGUAAUUGCUAUAGUAAUUUAUUCGUUUACAGCAUCUGUAGGUAAAGUAUUUGCAAAAAACAUGGAUAUCAUAUUAAUCCAAGUCAGGAACUGA